AUGCCAGGAGUGAUGGAAGAAAGAAAUCAAUUUCCUCCAGUUGCAGCACAAGAUCUUCAGUUUGUUUUAAAAUCUGGAUACCUGGAAAAGCGCAGAAAAGACCACAGCUUUCUUGGUUUUGAAUGGCAGAAACGUUGGUGCGCUCUGAAUCGCUCAGCCUUCUACUAUUAUGGAAGUGAAAAAGACAAACAACAGAAAGGUGAAUUUGCUAUAGAUGGCUACACCGUCAGAAUGAAUAAUACCCUUCGGAAGGAUGGAAAGAAAGAUUGCUGUUUUGAAAUUGCUGCUCCUGAUAAACGCAUUUAUCAGUUUACAGCCGCAACUCCGAAAGAAGCCAGGGAAUGGGUACAGAAGCUCAGAUCAGUGCUACAAGAUCCAGGAUCUGAAAUUAUUCCAGUAGACGAUGAAGAAUAUGAUGACAUUGGUGCAAGUGGCAUGCCUUCUCCACAAGGACCAACAGAGGAUGAUAUUUAUGAAGAACUUCCAGAAGAAGAAGCAGCACCCGUUGUGCCAGCGAAGAUCAAAGAGCCAAAGAAACAGAGCCAGGAGAUUGUUAGCAAUGUUUCAGGCAAUAAAAAAACCGAUUAUGCUAAUUUCUAUCAAGGGGUGUGGGACUGUACUGGAGAUGUUCCUGAUGAGCUGACAUUCAAACGCGGAGACGUUAUCUACAUUCUCAGCAAGGAGUACAAUAGGUUUGGCUGGUGGGUAGGAGAAAUGAAAGGAACCAUUGGCUUGGUGCCUAAAGCCUACAUAAUGGAGAUGUAUGAUAUUUGAGAGGCCCGGGUGGAGUCUAUGUAUUGGACAACGACUAGCAUAGUGCCACAGAUGCCAGUGAAAAACACAUACAGACGCCUACUAAAAGCACAAACCUUUGUGUCUGUGUUUCAGUUAUAAUGCUAUGUUUGAUCUUUGGUGUUCCUUAUGAGCUGCUUUGGACAUUGUCAACUGUCGUGCUGGUGAUAGGGUGAGGUGAGAAAAUGUUGAAUUCAUGCAUUUAUUACUGUUUUACUAAAUGGACCCAAAGCACAGAAAAAGUAUCCUGAGCAGAUUCAGUUGAAAAGAAGGAGAGGUAGAUCUGCAAGAAGCCCUGGACAGUCUUAUAUCCAUUUUGAGAUGAGUGAUGCAAAAUGUAUUCCCAAGAUGUUAUACUUCUACUUUAUGUAUGUGAUAAACAGUAAUGGCUCUUUCUUGUUAAUGUUCUUCUGGCUUUUCCCCUUUCAAACAGUACAUUUCAUUUUACUUUAAAUAGAAACGUAUGCUUAAAUAGAUUCAAAUUAUUAGUUCUUGACUCUGUGGUAGUAGAUUCUACUUUGUAUGAAUCGUAACACAAUCUACAAUUUUAAUGUAACUGGAGGAGCUUUGUGUUGCACUUUAUAGAACCAAUUCCUACGUAUUCCUGGGUCUCUAGUAGUGAUUUGGGAAGGGUGUGAAAUGCUCCUUCCCAGAACAUUGCAAACGGUAGUGGUGGUUGUGGUGGUGUUGAAUGGGUUGACCUUUUCCUUUUCUGGGUUUCUUGCUUGUACACAGUUGUAUCACAGUAAUUUUGAUUACUGUACGGCUUUCCUCCUAGCUUAGUCAGCUGGGUGUAGAUUAUAACUUUAUAUGGUAUGUUUAGAUUUUAGUAUUAUAAUGAAUGCACUUGUAAUACCAAGAAUGACUAAGACACUUCUCAGGUUAACAUGGUCUCACAAAAUAUAUAUAAACAGAAACAGUAUGGCUGUUGUUUUGUGCAUCUUGUGCAUUUUUUAGAGAUGACUUGGUACUGUAUUGCUCCUUGUUGCUAUUCGGUUUUUCCAAACAGAACCUAGUAAACAGAGGCCUAGACAAGCAAACAAUUUAACACAUGGUAAAAAGUGAUUAUGCCAUAUCGUGUAUUCAGAAGCUUGUAGAAUUAUUCCUGGACUGUGCCACUCCAAACUGCAGGCAAGAAAGCAUGUUUGAAUAUGUUCUUACCAUGGCAAUUGAGGGCAAGCUUUCACGUAUAGAAGACUGGAUGCAGGCUAACAGUGCAGUCCUUUAUAUACUCAGAUGUAGGUCCUAUUGAGCUCUCCAACUUUAUCUUCCAGUAAGUGUGUGUAGGACUGCUGUCAAAGUUAGUCCCAGUUAGCUCCCACUCAACUAAGUCUAGGCAGUCCAUAAAAUUGGCAUGUCAAAGGGAAGGCAAAGCUGUUAACCUUCUCCCUAACAAAUUAAUUGCAUGUUAGAGGUUAGUCCCUCCACUGUCAUCCAGAGCAGUAGUCAGGGAAUAAUUUUACUUCAGUUGCAUUUUGAAAUAAUGAAAAAAAUGAUGUUUUUUUGAUAUAAUUCAUAGUUCAUUGACAAAAUGCCAUUCUUAUUUAAAGAGAGGUUAUCGGCAAACGAAUAUCUUUUUUUAAACAAGGAUUAAAGCCAUUAAUGGCUGUGACUGAAAUCCCUGAGAAACAAUGCUCAUUAACAAACCAAGAGUUACAUCACAGUUACCUAAUACCAGUAUAGCUUUAAAUAGGAGAAUUUGGAGAAAAACAUUUUUGUAUGACCGAGAUUUGCCAGUAGAUGGCAGUAGACUUUCACUGCAGGUUGAAUUGCUGGGAAACCCAUCCCCCCACAGGAGUUUGUCAUGCACAGAUGAAUUUUUUGCAGCUUAAAAUAUUUGGAGGGUCUUACUUUCACUUUUUCAUGUAAAUCCAGGAGAGGGAGUCCUUAGCCAACUGAUGAAUGACAGACCCUUCAAACCAUUUUUUUCUGUUGAUAGGAUGAUAUAGACAGCAGCAGUUUUAUUGUUUUCAUAACCUUUUUCCUCACAUAGUACAAAGUGAUAUGUUAGCAAAUACACACACUUGUAAAAAAGAAGAAGGUAUUUCUAAGAUAUUAUAUUCUCAUCUUUUAACCAGACAUGCCUUGGAAUAAACCAGCAAAGUAAAAGAGUUGAAAUGUUUGUUUUGAAAUCUUGACAAAUACCAUAACCUUUUUUGGGAUGUGCAAAUUCCCUAUUAAUGUGACUAAAAAAGAAAAGAAUGUUGCACUAUAUGCUAAUUGCUUUGUUCUCACUGUUUGCUUAUUCUUCCUUUGUAUUCUUCUGAAUACGAAAAGAGCUAUUUUGUAAGUCAUAUUUUAUGCAGCAUUUUGCUUGAUUAUUUGCUCUGUACUGGAUUUGUACUAUACUGCCAUUAGAUCUUACAAUAAUGUUCCACGCUGCAAAUUUUUAAGGUUCAAAUAAAGUUUAAUUGUUUGCAAA
Messenger RNA from Varanus komodoensis (Komodo dragon), 3214 nucleotides. RefSeq names its product src kinase associated phosphoprotein 2 (gene SKAP2). Gene Ontology annotation, cellular component: cytoplasm; plasma membrane. Bases 1 to 774 code for a protein of 257 amino acids. The record is from RefSeq and is a predicted model, not a curated record. Gene Ontology annotation, molecular function: protein binding. NCBI's taxonomy places the organism in Eukaryota, Metazoa, Chordata, Lepidosauria, Squamata, Varanidae. The transcript is spliced from 10 exons.